AUGCUUAUGCCAGAAAUCGAGGUCUUUCUGACCCUCAUGAAAACCAUUGACAGCAGAAUUUCAGUUGUCCGUGAAGAGACAAAGAACGAGUUGAAAACCGAUAGUCUGAGCAAAACCAUAUUCCAUAGUCUCAUUCGGAACCAAAAUCUUCCCGAAGCAGAAAAGAGCGACAAGCGGUUAGCGGACCAGGCGAGCGUUCUCCUAGGUGGUAGGACAGACACAACUGCAAGUACCCUUGCUUACACUACUUACCACCUGCUUUCAAACCCAAGGAUAUUGAAGAAACUCAGAGAUGAGUUGAUCAGCGCAAUUCCAGACCCUCAAGAUAUGCCCCCGUUAAAUAAGUUAGAAGCACUGCCCUUCUUGACAGCCAUAGUCAAAUUAGGAAUUCGUCUGCAUCCCGGCGCUAGUAUUCGCCAAGAAAGAGUUGCGCUAGAUGAGGACCUGCUGUAUGAAGAUAGGAAGACUGGGAUGAAAUGGUUGAUUCCUAAAGGAAUACCCGUGGGAGUGACUGCACCUCUACUAAGUAGGAACGAGGACAUCUACCCUUUACCUUCCGUCUUCCGACCUGAAAGAUUCCUCAACAACCUAAGGCUCGAUAGAUAUCAACUUGCCUUCUCACGUGGGUCUCCAAGAUGUCUAGGUAUGCCAUUGGCAUAUUCCGAGCUGUUUACAAUACUCGCUAGUAUCUUCAGGAAAUACGACAGUUAUGAUGGAACGGGAAAACAGACAGGUUCAACAUUCGAGCUUUUCGAGACUACCAAGGAUGAUGUGGAAAUGGUCGCAGACCAUGUGACACCUUAUUAG
Pseudogymnoascus verrucosus is the source of this 807-nucleotide messenger RNA. RefSeq lists its product as uncharacterized. The coding region runs from base 1 to 807 and encodes 268 amino acids. Gene Ontology annotation, molecular function: oxidoreductase activity, acting on paired donors, with incorporation or reduction of molecular oxygen; iron ion binding; heme binding. The transcript is spliced from 5 exons. The record is from RefSeq and is a predicted model, not a curated record. NCBI's taxonomy places the organism in Eukaryota, Fungi, Ascomycota, Leotiomycetes, Thelebolales, Thelebolaceae.